UCAAGCGGGAAAGGCGGACCGAAAGCAGAGCGGCUUUUUCCGUCCCUGGCAACGUUUGCGGCCGCGGGGUGGAAAACGGACGGCGAUCGGGGCUCGUCGGCGGCUGAACAUGAUCCAGGAAUUCUGUUUUCUCUCCAUCUUCGUGGCAGCUAUUGCCACCCAAAGUUUGGGCCAUGAUGGAACACCAUCCUGUCCAAGAGCAUCUAUCCAAGGCGGGGACAUCUCUCUCUCCAAUGGUUAUUAUCCAGGAAGCAUCCUGACCUUUGUCUGCCCAGCUGGCACUUAUCCAUAUCCCACACCCAGCCGGGUCUGCCAGCCAGAUGGCAAAUGGACUCCAAUGCACCAUCCUAGCGGAAAGCCAAGCAAUGUAGCCCGUUGCAGAGAUAUACGCUGCCCAGGGCAGAUAAGCUUUGAAAAUGGCUUUUUCAUCCCACGGCGAACUUUCCACCCCAUUGGUGACAUCCUGAGUUUUCAGUGUUCUGACGGGUAUCAGCUCCUCGGCUCAUCCCAGCGAUACUGCCAGCCCAACGGCCAAUGGAAUGGGACCUCCCCUGUUUGUGAUGAUGGAGUUGGGCACUGCCUCACCCUGGCUGUGCCCCCGGGGGCGAUUGCUACAGGAAAAGGCAACCGUCUGGGUGAUCAGAUCUCAUUCAAAUGUCAGACUAACUUAGAGUUGAUUGGAUCAUCCCAGCGGGUCUGCAUGCUGGAUGGCGAAUGGUCUGACACGCAGCCAAGUUGUAGAGCCAGUUAUUCUUAUGACCGAGCUGAAGAUGUUAAAGCUGAAUUUGGAGCCUCGUUGACGGAUGUUCUGAGUGAAGUAUCCACCUUUGAGUUGGACCCUUCUGGAACCAUUCAAACUCCAUCUUUAGGCCGAAGACUUAUACUGACCAAAGAUAGCUUCCUGUAUGUUUACUUCUUGUUGGAUGCUUCCCACAGCGUUACAGAACCUAACUUUUCUAUCUUUAAAGAUGCUGUGAGCCAAAUCAUAAUCAGGAUUUCUAGUUUUGAAGUUCCGAUCAAGUUCUCAGUCAUAUCUUAUGCCAGCCAAUCCAAGAUAAUUGUCGACAUUGGUGAUGUUGCCGCUGAAGAUGCCGACAUGGUGCUUGAGUUGAUGGAAAGUAAUAUGGAUUACAAAGAUCAUGGCAACGCGACGGGAACCAACAUUUAUGCGGCCCUUAAUGCGGUUUACGAGAUGAUGGUUAGUGAAGAAGCAAGUUUGAAAGAUCAAUGGAACAAAGUCCGUCAUGCUAUCAUUCUGCUUACGGAUGGAAAAUCCAACCUUGGAGGUUCUCCCAAAAUGGCAGUGCACAGCAUAGAAGAUCUGGUAAAUGUGAGAGAUGACCGAAAAGAUUAUCUCGAUAUCUAUGUUUUUGGCAUCGGGAACCUUGACGUUGAGUUGAGUGCCAUGAAUGAGAUUGCAUCAAAGAAGCCAGGGGAAAGGCAUGUCUUUGUGAUGAAAAAUCCACAGGAACUCAAGAAUGCUUUUGAAGAUCUGUUGGAUCCUAGAGAUUUGGAGGACAUUUGUGGUUUGGCAAACUACUCGGACAAUGCAAGAUGGGACCAGAAGAACCCUUGGCAUGUGCGUCUCCAAAACACACAUCAUAGGGAUUCUACUUGCCGAGGUGCCUUGAUUUCCAAUACCUGGGUUCUAACAGCGGCUCACUGCUUCAACCUCUUGACAAAUAAUUGGAUCGUGGUUCUGGGUGGAGAUAUCAGGCUAGGAAUAAAGAGACGGAUUGACCAUGAAUUAUACAACAUUCGAGCUAAGAAGGCCCAGGGCAUCCAAGAAUUCUAUGACUACGAUAUCUCCCUCAUUGAACUGGAGAAACCGGUGACCUUCGGAGGAAGAAUCAGACCCAUCUGCCUCCCUUGCACCGAAGGGGCCAGCAGAGCCCUGAAGAAAAAACCUGGAACAACAACAUGCAGGGAUCAUGAACUGGAGCUGCUGAGUUUUGAGAAGGUGCCUGCCGAAUUCAUCUCCUUGGAGCACAAGAGAAUGAAUGUGCAGAUCAAGACCAAAACAAGUCGUCCCACGUGCGUUUCUGGAGCUAUUCAGGAGGGAAUGAUAUAUGCCAAUGUGUCCAAUGUCGAUGACGUGGUGACUGACAGGUUCCUAUGCAGUGGAGAAGAUAAAUCGCUGGAAGCCUACACUUGCAAAGGUGAAUCCGGGGGAUCGCUCUUUGUGGAAAGGAGAGAAAGACAUUUUCAGGUGGGUGUGAUCAGCUGGGGCACGUAUGAUCCAUGUGCGAAGAAGAAUAAAAAUGACAAUGGGGAGAUAAUACGAGAUCGGCCAAGCAAAGCAUACAAGCCACGAGACUUCUACAUCAGUCUAUUUCAAGUGCAGGAUUGGUUAAGAAAACAUCUGAACAACUCCUUGAAAUUCAUUCCCAUGCAAUAUGACGUGGAUGGUAGCUGUGAUGUGCUGAAGUCACACGAAAUUGCAGGAGGCCAAACAGUAGUGCUGCUGAACAACACAGUACUUCAGUAUAUAUGCCCAGAGGGCCAAUACCCAUACCCUACCGAGUACCGGACAUGCGAACCGGGAGGAUACUGGAGCACUAUGAAAAAUAUAAAUAAUAUAAACGUCUCCCGGGCCAGGUGCAAAGUUAUUAAUUGCCCCAGAGUUGCAGAAUUCGAAAAUGGUUACUUUGAGCCCCCACAGCAACAUUACAAUAUAAACGACAGCAUCACGUUUUCUUGCUAUGGAGGAUACAAUAUGAAGGGCUCUAAAGUCCGCACCUGCCUUCCCAAUGGGAAAUGGAGUGGAGAAACAACCAUUUGUGAUGAUGGAACUGGCCAUUGUACUAACCCAGGGAUUCCAAUUGGUAGUCGAAAAGAAGGAAAACAAUAUCGAACAGAAUAUCGGGUCCAGUAUAGUUGUGAGAAUGGUCUUGUCCUUUUUGGAUCCAAGGAACGGGUUUGCCAAGAAUUUGGAGGCUGGAGCGGAUCAGAACCAGAGUGUCGACAGCCAUAUACUUUUGACACCCCAGAAGAAGUUGCCAACAAUUUCAUUUCAUCUUUGACUGAAACUGCUGAAGCCGCAGAAUCCAAUAGAAAUACCUCCGCUACACAGAAGCGAAAGAUUGUCAUUAAGAAAGGAGGCACAAUGAACAUCUACUUCCUCCUCGAUGCCUCAAAAAGUAUUAAAGCAGUGGAUUUCAAUAGUACACAGAAUGUUACAAUCAAGCUGAUUGAGAAGAUCUCCAGCUAUGAUGUCUCCCCCAAUUAUGCCGUCAUCACUUUUGCCACAAACAGCAAAGAGGUUUUCAACACAUUUCAUGCACAGAGCACUGAUGCAGCCUGGGUGAUUGAGCAAUUAAAAAAUAUCAAAAUUUCUGAGCAUAAGAUAAAGCCAGGAACCAACAUAAAGAAAGCCUUCACAACUGUCUAUGAAAUGAUGAUUUCCCAGGAAGCUGAUGAGAGGAGACGUGGAUUAAAUCCUCCUCCUGUUUCCAAUUCCACACGCCAUGUGAUCAUCCUCCUGAGUGAUGGUCGUUACAACAUGGGCGGGGAACCAGGUCCUGUCAUAAACAAUAUUAAGGAAUUCCUUAGGAUUAAGAAAUCUGGCACCAAUUCUCGCAACGAAUUCUUAGAUAUCUAUGUCUUUGCUGUUGGAGAAGUCAACGAGAAAACCAUGAAUGAUUUGGCAUCAAAGAAACCCGGUGAGAAGCACUUCUUCAAAAUAAAGGACAUCCAAGACCUGCAAAAAACCUUUGAUCAAAUGAUUGAUGAGAGUGAAGUUUUGUCUAUGUGUGGCUUGGCAAAAGAACACAAGGCAGAUGAUCAAAAGAGGAAUCCCUGGAACACCAAGAUCACCAUCAGGCGUUCUGGUGGGACAGGGUUUGACAACUGCAAAGGAACCCUCAUUUCUGAGUAUUUUAUCUUGACAGCAGCUCACUGUUUCACUAUCGACGAUACGGCUGACCAGAUCAGAGUCACAAUUGCCCAGCGAGAUUAUACUGUGGAAAACAUUAUACUCCACCCAGAAUAUAAGAUCGGAAAACUGAAAAAUCGCGGAAUCCCUGAAUUCUAUGAUUAUGAUGUUGCCCUGAUAAAACUUGAGAAAAAAGUUGAGUUCAGUUACAAUGCAAGGCCAAUUUGUUUACCAUGUACACAAGGAACAACCCGAGCUCUGAGGAAAUCCCUUGAAACAACCACAUGCCAGGACCAUGAGAAUGAGCUGCUACCUGUGGGAAACAUUCAUUCUUUUUUUGUAAGCGACUGUAAGUUCAGAGGCCAACAAACCACUGGGCUAGUUCGCAGACAUGUUCAAAUCAAGAAUAGUGAAAAGAAAAUGGCCUGUGAACAAGAUGCUCGGAAUGCCAAAUUCUACAAAAAUGUUACCAAUAUUAAAGACGUAGUGACUGAUAACUUUCUCUGCACAGGGGGGCAGGACCCUGUGCUGGACCCCAAUACAUGCAAAGGUGAUUCUGGUGGUCCUCUCAUCAUUCAGAAAAAGUUGCGUUAUAUUCAGGUUGGCGUCAUUAGCUGGGGUGUGAUUGAUGUCUGCGGUCAUGUCACUACGUUAUGUGAUGAACCUGAAAAAUUGCAGAGGCACAAACCCUCCUAUGCCAGGGAUUACCACCUCAACCUCUUCAAAAUUAUCCCGUGGCUCAAAAAAGAGCUGGCUAAUGAGGACCUGGAGUUCAUCUAGACGCAUUCUCUUCCCAGAUGCUCUAUGUAAAUAGAAAUCAUUCUCUUCAAACCUUGCCAAGUAAAGUCUGUGUUAACAAUGACUAUGUCUGAUGUAACUGUAUAAAAAAAAGAACCAAUAAAUGUGAUAUGUGUUAUC
This is a messenger RNA of Pseudonaja textilis, 4792 nucleotides long. It is a transcript of the gene C2, whose product is annotated as complement C2. Gene Ontology annotation, biological process: proteolysis; response to bacterium; complement activation. Gene Ontology annotation, molecular function: serine-type endopeptidase activity. The record is from RefSeq and is a predicted model, not a curated record. NCBI's taxonomy places the organism in Eukaryota, Metazoa, Chordata, Lepidosauria, Squamata, Elapidae. Gene Ontology annotation, cellular component: extracellular exosome; extracellular region.